GUUCUAGUUGGCUUUGCUAUCCCAGGUUGUCUUCCCCAAACUUCCGAAAAAUCGACAUUUUUGACAAUUCUCAUGCGAUGGUUUUCAAACCUGUUCUGACCGAAUCGGACUUUGACGAUCCCAAGUUUGAUUACGUGGUGAGUCUCCAAAGAGGCGAAAAAUUAUGUUUCGGCUCGAAACUGCCCAGGUACACGGGCCUCAUAGGAAGAGGACUGUCACCGCAUCAGUUGAGGCUAGCACCGGAACUUUUCUGGAAAACUGGACCAGGAUGUUACCAUACUGAAGAAUGCAGUUCCGCAAUGUACGAAGUAUUGAAUAAGGUUCGAAGCAAAGCAGGAGUCGGUCCCCUGGCCAGCAAGGACAACAGAUUCAAAACGAAAAUACGUUUCAGAACCCCCUCCCCAGGUAGGUACCAACCCCCCGUACCCUCGUGGAAACUGCCCAAGAGAAAUUUUGCUCCCUUCAACAACAGCAGCAAAGUAAGAGAAAUGAAAGUCAGCAGCACUCCUGGUCCGCUAACAUACGACAUUCGAAAGGUGUCCAAGUGCAGAAGAAUGAGGUACAUGAGCAAUUUCGGUAGACCGACAAUGGUACCGUGUGUGGAACUGAUUUGUGUUGUCAAACCCACGGACACGUGUCAAAAGUGCCAGAAUCUGUGCGAAGGGGACUACUGGCACUUGAACCAUGAAACGUUUUUGUGUCAACUCUGUUGGUUCAAUGAAAAGAUUCAUAAAACACUUUAUAAUGAGAACGAUUUCGGAGAGUUCAAGAAGAUCAGGAAUUGUUCAUUCAUGCACAGUCACGAGAAGACGAAUGCUGCCUUAAGAAUCCUGCCACAGAACAAAAUAAACAAAAAAGUCCGUCUAGAGAAUUAUUUGGAUCUUUAUAUCAAGUGCUGAUUGUAUGAAAAUAAAAGGAAUCAUUGGCGUGUU
Molecule: messenger RNA, 932 nt
Organism: Leptinotarsa decemlineata (Colorado potato beetle)
Lineage: Eukaryota; Metazoa; Arthropoda; Insecta; Coleoptera; Chrysomelidae
Biological process (GO): regulation of cell projection organization
Molecular function (GO): cytoskeletal protein binding
Source: RefSeq, a predicted model, not a curated record